AUGGCCCGGGACCCCAAGCAACCCAGACCCGCAAGCACCCCAGACCCCGAUGACGGAACAGCCCAGCCCCCCGCCGUACCGAGAUGGCCGGGGUUCCUCCGUGAUCCUCUGAACCCAGCAGACCGCAACCGACCAAGCAACCCAGACCCACAGACAACCCCAGACCGCAAGCAACCCCCCCCGAUGACGGAAGCCUCAGCCCCCCCGCCGUACCGAGAUGGCCCGGGGUUCUUCCGUGAUCCUCUGAACCCCAGACCGCAAGCAACCCCAGACCGCAAGCAACCCCAGACCACAAGCAACCCCAGACCGCAAGCAACCCCAGCCCCCAUGACGAGAUGGCCCGGGGUUUUCCGUGCCUCAGCCCCCCCGCCGUCCCGAGAUGGCCCGGGGUUCUUCCGUGACCUCUGA
This is a messenger RNA of Penaeus vannamei (Pacific white shrimp), 408 nucleotides long. Lineage: Eukaryota; Metazoa; Arthropoda; Malacostraca; Decapoda; Penaeidae. The record is from RefSeq and is a predicted model, not a curated record.